Molecule: messenger RNA, 1439 nt
Organism: Linum trigynum
Lineage: Eukaryota; Viridiplantae; Streptophyta; Magnoliopsida; Malpighiales; Linaceae
Source: the annotation of a GenBank genome assembly
UUUAGACAAUUAACCCAAUAACUGCCUGGCCAAUCUUCAGCCUCAACGGUGUCUUGCCCUCGUCUUGCCAAUUGAACCCAGUGGUGAAAAUCAAAGACCCAGUUUUGCAUUGGCUUUCUUUUGCUAAUAUAACCUGCCAGAUUUUGCCUUGUUUGUUACAGAAGUACUGGCGCAGUCAACAUCAUCACGACGAUGGGGAAGUUUACCUGCCAAAGAUAGGAUAGGAGCAACAAGAAUUCAGAAACCUCUACUCUGAGUCUAACCCACCAAAUUUGCCCCUAACCUUCAGAUCAGUUUGAUAAGCAAAUAAUUGCAUACACACCCGUCGCCAAUUUCUUGUUGGGUCCAGCCACAACCAAGAAGCCCAGCCCAGCCCAACAAGCCCAUCACUAUGUCUAUGUUUUGUUCCAAUUCUUGUGAGCGUACUUCCCCACCUUAUCCGCCUCCCUUCCCAAACAAGUAGCAGAGCAUAUGCUCCCCUGACCUCUACAAUGGAUCCUUUUCAAUUCUCCACCACCCAGAAACUCACCACCAUCCUCGCCAUAGCCAAAAACCUCCACUGAAAAAGCAACAGCAUAUAACUUCAAUUUCUCCAGUUCCAUGGCGUCCGCAGCCACAAGACCCACCUUCACCUUCCACCUCACAACAGCAUCCCAUUAUCACUCAAAACCCACAACCAAAUGCCACUUCCACAAACUAACGCCACCCUCCAUUUCCCUCCACAAACUCCACAGGCCUUCCCUUGUCGCCAUUUCCUCCAUUGAUGUCUCCAAGGAGGACAAGCCGCCAACUUCCGAACCCACCAGCGAGCCGGCGGCAGAGCUAUCAUCCGCUCCCUCAGAAACUGAAAUCGAGCAGCAAUUCGACAAGCGGAGGCUGGAGGAGAAGUUUGCAGUGCUGAACACGGGGAUCUACGAGUGCAGGUCGUGCGGGUACACAUUCGAUGAGGCCGUCGGUGACCCCUCGUACCCGGUUCCACCGGGCUUGCCAUUCGAGCAGCUCCCGGGGGACUGGAGGUGCCCGACCUGCGGAGCUGCUCGGAGCUUCUUCCAGAGCAAGAGCGUGGAGAUCGCUGGGUUCGCCCAGAACCAGCAGUACGGGCUGGGAGGGAACGCCCUCACUUCUGGGCAGAAGGCCAUUUUGAUAUACGGGAGCCUGCUGCUCUUCUUCGGUCUCUUUUUGGGCGGCUACUUCCUGCAAUGAUCGUUAUAUAUAUAUUAGUGGUGGUGUCUCCCAACUGGUUCUUUUUCUAGCUUCUCCUUCUCAUUCAUAACUCCCUGUGUGCUUCUAUUAUAUGUGUGUUCCUAUGAGCAUUGUAUAGACUACACGGUUUGAAGUACGUACUACUGUCACAUGAUUCUUCUAGCUAGCUUUUUUUUUUUUUUUUUGUCCAAGGGAGGACAGAGUCAGAGAGAUAACAAUUAACAUACCAGAAUGGC